UCCAAUCAUAGCUUUUUACUCCUCAUAUCACUAAAUAAUACAAAAUGUCUGGUUCUGGUGCUUCCGGUAACAAGUUCCGUAUGUCUUUGGGUUUGCCAGUCGGCGCCGUCAUGAACUGUUGUGACAACUCCGGUGCUAGAAACUUAUAUAUCUUGGCCGUCAAGGGUUUCGGUGCUAGAUUGAACAGAUUGCCUGCUGCUUCUGCUGGUGACAUGGUUAUGGCCACCGUCAAGAAGGGUAAGCCUGAAUUGAGAAAGAAGGUUAUGCCAGCCAUCGUUGUCAGACAAGCUAGACCAUGGAGAAGAAAGGAUGGUGUCUACUUGUACUUCGAAGACAACGCCGGUGUCAUUGUCAACCCUAAGGGUGAAAUGAAGGGUUCUGCCAUCACUGGUCCAGUUGCCAAGGAAUGUGCUGACUUGUGGCCAAGAAUUGCUUCCAACUCGGGUGUUGUUGUUUAAGUAAAAUAUUUAGCUAAUAACAUAUAACAAACUGAUCGAUUAGAUAUCAAA
[Candida] anglica is the source of this 509-nucleotide messenger RNA. The record is from the annotation of a GenBank genome assembly. Lineage: Eukaryota; Fungi; Ascomycota; Pichiomycetes; Serinales; Debaryomycetaceae.